ACACCCUGGGGGCCCGUUGAGGCUUUGGGAGAGUGAGGGUGUGGGGUAAUUUGGGAAACGUACUUGCCUAUUUCUGUGGGAUUCGGGGAGGAAGCCCUGAGUGGAUUGACUCUGGAAGAGAAUGGGACGGGUCGGCUAAGUCCUGGAAGGUUCUGGUUCUGGUUUUAGAGUCCGGUGGUGUGUGUGUGUUGAGGCUUGGGAUCUCCACCGAACCAGGAGGCCGGACGUGGGAGGGGUGGUUUCACGGUGGUAUAUACACUCUUGCCCGAAUAUUUUGGCCGUUUCCACUUGCUUUGCAGGCGCCGGGCGUUUUUCUGCGGAGCACGUGUUUCUUUUUAUUUACAGUCGUUUUAAAGGUGGGCCCUUCUCUUUUCAUAAAUUAGACCUUUUCUUUAAACAGCCUUGUGUUUCAGCAGAAAGUAUGGGGUCACCUCCAUGCUCCAGGGUAGGCUGCACAUGUAGUUUAAACAUUUCUGCACACCCAGAAUUGUUUGUGUGCUAAACCAAAACUGCUGUAUGUGACCCUUUUUGCCCAUUCAUUUGAUGGACAUUAGUUUCCUAUAGUUUAAUCAUAAUGGUGCAAUUAGAAUGGCACUGGGGAUGUGCCAUUUUCUAUUGUUGGUUCUUAAGUAAAAAUGUAGUAGGUCCUUAGAUGGAAAUGAGAUUCCAAAAAUUGGUAGUCUGUUUUUAAAAGAAUGUGCGUUUUAUAAUAAUGUAAUUUUGCUUUUAGUAUUGGGAUUUGAAAUCGAGUGAGUUCUCUGACAUAUUUGAGCACACGACCCAGGAGUACUUGGAGAAAAAACUGGUUCCAGAGGACCUAGACUGACGGUAGAAAUGAGUCCUGCAGAUGCCCUUGACGAUGAAAAUACAUUUAAAAUCUUAGUUGCAACAGAUAUUCAUCUGGGAUUUAUGGAGAAAGAUGCAGUCAGAGGAAAUGACACAUUUGUAACAUUUGAUGAGAUUUUAAGACUUGCCCAGGAAAAUGAAGUGGAUUUUAUUUUGUUAGGUGGUGAUCUUUUUCAUGAAAAUAAGCCCUCAAGAAAAACAUUACAUACCUGCCUCGAGUUAUUGAGAAAAUAUUGCAUGGGUGAUCGUCCUGUACAGUUUGAAAUUCUCAGUGAUCAGUCAGUCAACUUUGGUUUUAGUAAGUUUCCGUGGGUGAACUACCAAGAUGACAAUCUCAACAUUUCGAUUCCAGUGUUCAGUAUUCAUGGCAAUCAUGAUGAUCCCACAGGGGCAGAUGCCCUGUGUGCCCUGGACAUACUAAGCUGUGCUGGAUUUGUAAAUCACUUUGGGCGUUCAGUGUCUGUGGAGAAGAUAGACAUUAGUCCAGUUUUGCUCCAAAAAGGAAGCUCCAAAAUUGCUUUAUAUGGCUUAGGGUCCAUUCCAGAUGAAAGGCUCUAUCGAAUGUUUGUCAAUAAAAAGGUAACAAUGUUGAGACCAAAAGAAGAUGAGAACUCUUGGUUUAACUUAUUUGUGAUUCAUCAGAACAGGAGUAAACACGGAAAUACUAACUUCAUUCCAGAACAAUUUUUGGAUGACUUCAUUGAUCUUGUUAUAUGGGGCCAUGAACAUGAGUGUAAAAUAGCUCCAACCAAAAAUGAACAACAACUCUUUUAUGUAUCACAACCUGGAAGUUCAGUGGUUACUUCUCUUUCCCCAGGAGAGGCUGUAAAGAAGCAUGUUGGUUUGCUGCGCGUUAAGGGAAGGAAGAUGAAUAUGCAGAAAAUUCCUCUCCACACGGUGCGGCAGUUUUUUAUGGAGGAUAUUGUUCUGGCCGAUCAUCCAGACAUUUUUAACCCAGAUAAUCCUAAAGUAACCCAGGCCAUACAAAGCUUUUGUUUGGAGAAGAUUAAAGAAAUGCUUGAAAAUGCUGAGCGAGAACGUCUGGGAAACUCUCGACAGCCAGAGAAGCCUCUCAUACGACUUCGAGUGGACUAUAGUGGAGGUUUUGAACCUUUCAGUGUUCUUCGCUUUAGCCAGAAAUUUGUGGAUCGGGUAGCUAACCCAAAAGAUGUUAUCCAUUUUUUCAGGCACAGAGAACAAAAGGAGAACACAGGAGAAGAAAUCAACUUAGGGAAGUUAAUCACAAAACCUUCAGAAGGCACAACUCUAAGAGUAGAAGACCUUGUAAAACAGUAUUUUCAAACUGCGGAAAAGAAUGUGCAGCUCUCACUUCUAACCGAAAGGGGAAUGGGCGAAGCAGUACAAGAAUUUGUGGACAAGGAAGAAAAAGAUGCCAUAGAGGAAUUAGUGAAAUACCAAUUGGAAAAAACACAGCGAUUUCUUAAAGAACGUCAUAUUGAUGCCUUAGAAGAUAAAAUCGACGAAGAGGUACGCCGUUUCAGAGAAAGCAGGCAAAAAAACACUAAUGAAGAAGAUGAUGAAGUUCGAGAGGCUAUGACUAGGGCCAGAGCCCUCAGAUCUCAGUCCGAGGACUCUGCUUCUGCCUUUAGUGCUGAGGACCUUAUGAGUAUAGAUCUGGCAGAACAGAUGGCUGAUGACUCUGAUGAUGACAUCACAGCAGCAGCCAACAAAGGAAGAGGCCGAGGAAGAGGCCGACGGGGAAGAGGGCAGAGUUCAGCCUCGAGAGGAGGGUCUCAGAGAGGAAGAGGAGGCAGUAGUCUGGAUACUUCUACUCGAAGCAGAAGUUCAAAGGCUGCUGUGUCAACAUCUAGAAAUAUGUCUAUUAUAGAUGCCUUUAAAUCUACAAGACAGCAGCCUUCCCGAAAUGUUGCUACUAAGAAUUAUACAGAGAUGAUUGAGGUGGAUGAGACAGAUGAAGAAGAAGACAUGUUUCCUACCACUUCAAAAACAGAGCAGAGGUGUCCGAGCACAUCAUCAUCAUCAAGCAAGCGCAUGUCCCAAAGCCAAAUAGCUAAAGGGGUCGAUUUUGAAUCAGAUGAGGAUGACGACGAUGAUCCUUUUAUGAACACUAGCUCUUUAAGAGGAAACAGAAGAUAAUAUAUUUAAUGGCAGUUUGAAGCAUUCAAGGUUCAGGAAAAAUCAAAACACUGCAAGCAAAUAGUUUACAGUUGAAGAUUUUUUUAAGUAUCGCUGUUAAUUAAAGAAUUUGAAAGAGACUUACUUAACAGAAAAACUUAACGUAUAAGAAUUUGUGUUUUGACGUAUCGUUUCGUGAACAUGACUCCUUUAAUUGAGAAACAUCCCAAUUUGAGGACAUCCAGAAUGGCACUGGUUCACCAUACUUUUUAAUCUAGUUCUUAACAUUACCUGGGGAUGCUCUACAAGAUCAGAAUGUUUUCCUUACAUAUAUUAGCGUACAUCUAACUGAAUGAGGGCUUUGCUUAAAUACCAUUCUUGAGUAAGGAUUAACAGAAAUCUGUCACUCUAUGUUUCUGCUUCAUUAUCAAAGACUGUCAGUAUUUUAAUGUAGUUACAUUUAACCAAAGUUGAGGAAAAGAGCUUAUAAAACUUAACCUCCUUGUAAUUUUAAUAAUUUCUAAAGAUUCUGGAUUUCCUGAAGGUAAAACAAUCUGUAAAACCGUGCCUAAGCUCAUUGUUUGUUACUAAGUGUUGUUCUUUUUCUAAUGUUUGUGAUCGUGUCAGCCACUGAGACUUUGAAUGUUAGAUGUAUCUUAUACUUUGAAUAAUUAGAUAUAUUUGUAUUAAAAAAUAGAGCAGUCUCUGAAUUACUAAGUUUUUGAUUUCAGUUGUAGCAAAGAUUUUAAAAAAUUGUGUUCCCAUUCAGCAAUAGUCAUUUUCUCUAUUCUCCAUUAUUCGUGGUUCUCUCUUUCUCCUGUGCUAUAGCUCUCUCCUCUAUUUCUAGGAGGAAAAGCAUUAAGAAAGAUUUAUACUUAACUAUAUCUUUCUUAGAAGAUAAUUGAAGAACGUUUUUUAGAUACAGUGGUCAGUUGGUCGUUAUGAUUAUAUUAGAUUAAAAUAUUAAAAUACAACUUCUGUGGGAUAUCAGUGCCAAAAUUUCAUAGUAAUAACAUUUUAUCUUAACAUCAGACAGAGUUCCAGAAAUCUUAGUGAAGCAGCCCGUGUUAAGUUCAUAUUUUCUCCCAUCCAAGUACUAACCAGGCCCAACACUGCUUAGCUUCCAGGAUCAGGCACAUUCAGGGUUGUAUGCCCGUGGACAAGUUUGUAUUUCUUUACUGUGUUCAAGGGGGGUAUAAGAAUUGGACCUCUUCAGAUUUAAGUUCAGUAAUUUCGUUCUCUGUCUUAAGACUGUUAAAACACCCUUAGAGUGUUCCUUCCUAUCGUCCAAGAGGUACCUAUAUUUAAAGACUCCUUAGGGAAUUUGUAGAUCUGGGCAGUACAACAAGCACACAUUUCUUCAUUUGUAGAGUUAUACACUGGACUGAGCAGUAGUCAUGAUUAUUGGCACGGUCACACCUGGACUGUGUCAAAUUAUAAAAGAACAUUUGCCUGGUGGCUGUCUCCAUAUUAUAGCCCUUUGAAAUGGCCUAGGCCUGGGAUAUAACCUUCUAUUGGGAUAAAGUGUGAAUCCAUUUUAAAUAUUAAAAAAUAUAUAUUUUCUGUACCUAGCUUGAGCGUAAGGAUUAGUUUAGCAGGUAGUAUUAAUCAGUGAAGGCGUUGUCCUGCGAAAUAUUCUCAGGUCCAUGGGCCCACAUCUUUAAUACUCCCAGCAGAAAUGAAACCAGGAGUGAGAGUUGCUUUCCCUGCAGAAUGGAAGCUGGUUUGGGCGGUGGUGUGUGGGCAGCGUAGUGCCGCCCCUGCACAGCGGGCGUCUGUUAAUGGCCCUUCUCACCUGCCGCCAAGAUGUGCUCGGGCAAGGGGCAUAGUGAAGGAGACAGUGACAAAAGCAUCCUGACCAAGUCCUACGAAAAAUGAAUAAGACUUUCUCUUUUUCUGAAAAUUGCUCCAUGGUAUAAAAAAAAAAGGUACUAAGUGUAACGCAGUUAGCUCCUAGGAAAAGGGAUCCCAGGGCAGUGAGAGGUGAAACCCUGUUCACUUAAUCCGAAUCAUUUUGUUAACGGUGCGUGUCACGUCCUGGAAACAGGAAAGGAAAUCCUUUCUGAUUGGAUAUUGUUGCAUAGUUUCAGUAUGCCCUUGGUACUUACUGUUGAUGCAGUAAAAUCUAGAGGUUUGGUGGGAAGUUUUCAGACAUGUUAGUGUAGGUGUAUAGAGGUGAUUCCAGAUGAUUGCAGAGUACCCCCAGUUGCUCUUGGAGGCCAAGAAAGCAACGAUGAAAACAUUCUGAGGAAAAGAGCCUUCCAUCAUUUACCAAAGAAUAUACCUCUUUUCGGUGUUUUGUUCCUAUCAUAAAAAUACAGCAGUGCAUUUAUAAGGCUAAGAAUGAAUUGUAAUUCCAGGAAAUUCUAUAAAUAUAUGACUGGCCAGGUGCUUAGGAAUUUUAAGCAUUUAGGCAUAAGACUUCAUUCAGGUACAUAGAAACCUUUCUUUUCCCCAAAAUAAACCUUUAAAAUUACAAGGUACAAGAACAGGAAAGUCAUGUGGUUUAAUAAUUGUAAAGUCAGCACUCAUGACAUCUCUAUGCAGGUCAAGAAAUAGAAUACCACUCGUGCCCUGGAAGCCCCACCCAGUGGCUCUCCCCUGCCCUCUGACUAACCAGUCUUUUGACUUCUGUCAUGGAGAAGCUUUUUUAUUAUUAUUAUGAAAUUUAUUGUCAAAUUGGUUUCCAUAAAACACCCAGUGCUCAUCCCAACAGGUGCCCUCCUCAAUGUCCAUCACCCACUUUCCCCCCCCUCCCACCCCCAUCAACCCUCAGUUUAUUCUCAGUUUUUAAGAGUCUCUUAUGGUUUUGCCUCCCUCCCUCUUUUUUUUCCCUUCCCCUCCCCCAUGGUCUUUUGUUAAGUUUCUCAGGAUCCACAUAAGAGUGAAAACAUGGUGUCUGUCUUUCUCUGUAUGACUUAUUUCACUUAACGCUCUCCAGUUCCAUCCACGUUGUUACAAAAGGCCAUAUUUCAUUCUUUCUCAUUGCCACAUAGUAUUCCAUUGUGUAUAUAAACCACAAUUUCUUUAUCCAUUCGUCAGUUGAUGGACAUUUAGGCUCUUUCCACAAUUUGGCUAUUGUUGAAAGUGCUGCUAUAAACAUUGGGGUACAAGUGCCCCUAUGCAUCAGCACUCCUGUAUCCUUUGGGUAAAUUCUUAGCAGUGCUAUUGCUGGGCCAUAGGGUAGGUCUAGUUUUAAUUUUUUGAGAAGCUUUUUUUUUUUUUUUUUACCACAAGGUGGUGCCUCCACCAUCCGAUGGCAAAUAGGAUGAUGCAACAGCAAAUCUGAACCGAAGAAGUUAGUAUAGUUUUGCAAUAAAUUUGCAGCCUAUGCAAUAAUACUAAACCUAUGCAGUAGUACCAAAAUUAGCCUUCUAAUCUUAGAUGGAAAUUGUUUUCCGUAUUAUCACCUGGCUCAGCCUGUUACUAAGGAAAUUGCCAGUUUGAUAAAUUUUAUAAAAGUUCAAGAAGAAACUAUUUUAUGUUUUUAAUAAACCAAGAAAAACCCUUUAUUAGAAAAAUUGAAUUAAAAGGUCUCCCAUUGUAAAAUUUGUCUGUUGAAAUGUACUAUAUUUAAAAAUAACUUUCCCCCAAUGUUGCCUGAUUUUUUGUGUGUCAUACAUUUAAUUUUUAGUAUUCUGUGGCUUUUUAGAGCUAACUACUAAGGAUUAUUAUAAAAUUUUAUAGAAUAAAGGUUUGUGUUUUUGAGUCCAAAGAGCUUCCAUAUUCUUGAAUAAAAAAAUGUAUUUUGUCCUUUGUUUAUCCCUUUUGCUACUUUUUAGCUUAAUGUUUAUUAGCUAGGUCUGAAAACAUUAGCGUUUUAGUUUGAUCUUUGUAAAGCCAGCUCACACAGAUUGCUGUCUCCAUUCAUGUUUGUAUCUUUCCCAUGACUGAUCACUAGAACUGAUUUUAGCUGUUUUUAAAUUGUAAAGUCAGGGUGUCUUCUUUAAAAUUCAAACAGUGAGGUGAGGGGUGCCUGGGUGGCUCAGUUGGUUAAGUGUCCAACUUUGGCUCAGGUCGUGAUCUCACUGUUCGUGGGUUUGAGCCCCACAUCGGGUUCUGUGCUGACAGCUCAGAGCCUGGAGCCUGCUUCAGAUUCUGUGUCUCCCUUUCUCUCUCUGUUCCUCCCCCGGUUGUACUCUGUCUCUCUCUCAAAAAUAAAUAAAGAUUUUAAAAAAUGUUUUAAUUCAAACAUUGAAAUACAUAUUAAAAUGUGUAUAUGUCCCUGUAAUCCUCUCCCCAGACUUAACCUCCCAACCAUUAGGUACUUAUUUGUCCAUUACUUUGGCAUGAUCACUGACAAAAAUUGUUGAAUUAGAACCCCAAAUUAUAUAGUCAAAUAUUUUAGUCCCCGUAUCAAGGUGUAUGUUCACCUUGGCACUUGAUUGACAUCCUGAUUUUUCCACAUCUGCUUUGUCAACCUCUUUUAAUUAAACCACCCUUGUCUGUUUUGAGGGAUAACGGCACUGCUUUCCAAUGCAUCAUUUAAACGUUACCGCUCAGUUUGGGUCAAAUAAAAGAAUGUUUAAUCUGUGUGACCUGCCAUCCAGAGUGGUACAGUGAUUUUCAAAGGGCUCUCGGCCAGUGACGGUAUAUCCUAGUUGACUAGCCAAAAGAAGGGCAGCGGGUUAACCCAGACCACACUCUUCGGCUUCUUAGAGCCACUGUUUCAGUUCUCAUGAUCCAUGUGGAGAUGCCAACACUAGUGGGCUUUAAAAGUACAAAAUUUGCUUGACUAGGAGCUUAUAAAUGUGACUCCAAUCUACCUGUUCGUGCAUUUGAACUGAUUAGGUGGAGGGGUAGGUAUAUCUGGACUUUGAGCAAAUUGCCAAGAGGCAAAUUGUUUACUAAGGUGAGAGGCACGGCUGCAUUUCUGUUGGUCCUUUGACAGUCUGGAAAUAGAACGCAUGAAAUGGAGGCAUCCAUUUUACAUUUAUUAAAAUGUCUUUCUAUAAAUCCUGAAAUCA
Messenger RNA from Panthera uncia (snow leopard), 7910 nucleotides. RefSeq names its product MRE11 homolog, double strand break repair nuclease (gene MRE11). The transcript has 19 exons. The record is from RefSeq and is a predicted model, not a curated record. NCBI's taxonomy places the organism in Eukaryota, Metazoa, Chordata, Mammalia, Carnivora, Felidae. Gene Ontology annotation, molecular function: manganese ion binding; 3'-5'-DNA exonuclease activity; DNA endonuclease activity. Gene Ontology annotation, biological process: telomere maintenance; meiotic DNA double-strand break formation; double-strand break repair via nonhomologous end joining. Bases 835 to 2964 code for a protein of 709 amino acids. Gene Ontology annotation, cellular component: nucleus; Mre11 complex.